UCAACCAAAACAAAGGUCGCAACGUCACUACAAAACAACGAGACAUCAAACACGAUUAAUUUUAUCUUCCAUCCUGAAAUUUUCCAAAAUCAUCCAGAAUAAUGGCAGCUGUGUAUAACAUAGAGGACCAGGAUGAGGACACCCUGGACCGACAAAACAGGGUACUCACCGAAAACCUCUCAGGCAAAGUCAGCAGACUAAAGUCGUUGGCCUUUGACAUCGAGACUGAAGCGAAAGAGCACCACGGUCUGCUGGACGGCCUCUCGAUGGACUUCGAGUCUGGCACGGGUUUGCUCAGCGGCAGCAUGAACAGGGUCCACAAAAUGAUGAACAGCGGGCGCAACAACCGCAAGGCAAUGUUCUACGUCGCUGGAUUGGUGGUCACCGUCUUUGUGGUCAUCUACUUUGGGUCGUCGGCCCUUUUCAAUGCACCGGAGUGAUCUUUUUUAAUUGCACCGAAAAUAAGAAACAUUUAUCUGUGAUUGCACUUUUUCUAACUUAAAACUAAAUAUAUUUGUAAGGGAAAGAACUGAAGACACCGUAAAACUGACAAAUGUAAGAAAAAUAAACUAUGAGAUGUGUUAACCGAAGUUGUUAAUAAAAUUUUAGUUGUAUAGAGAUUAAAAAUAA
Molecule: messenger RNA, 630 nt
Organism: Neocloeon triangulifer
Lineage: Eukaryota; Metazoa; Arthropoda; Insecta; Ephemeroptera; Baetidae
Product: BET1-like protein
Exons: 2
Coding region: 102-440 (112 amino acids)
Biological process (GO): retrograde transport, endosome to Golgi; regulation of retrograde vesicle-mediated transport, Golgi to ER
Cellular component (GO): SNARE complex; Golgi trans cisterna
Molecular function (GO): SNAP receptor activity
Source: RefSeq, a predicted model, not a curated record